Molecule: messenger RNA, 1692 nt
Organism: Leishmania mexicana MHOM/GT/2001/U1103
Lineage: Eukaryota; Euglenozoa; Kinetoplastea; Trypanosomatida; Trypanosomatidae
Exons: 1
Coding region: 1-1692 (563 amino acids)
Biological process (GO): ribosomal large subunit export from nucleus
Cellular component (GO): nucleus; cytoplasm
Molecular function (GO): ribosomal large subunit binding
Source: RefSeq, a predicted model, not a curated record
AUGGAGCUCGAUCACGAUGAGCAGCACCCGGACCGAAAAACGGUGCCGCAGGUUCAGUGCUGUGUGUGCGGCUUGGUGAUCGACAGCAACCUCAGCAACAUGUGCCCCAACUGCCUCCGCGCCCAUGUUGACAUCACCGAUGACCUGCAGAAAGAGUACAUCCUCAUCCACUGUCCGGAGUGCGGCCGAUACCUACAGCCGCCCAAGUACUGGGCUCGCGCCGAGCUGGAGAGCCGUGAGCUGCUUACCAUCUGUCUGAAACGCAUCAAGGGGCUAAACAGCAGCGCCGGCAGCAACAGCAACGCCAACAAGGCGAAGCUUGUCGAUGCCAAGUUUCUCUGGACUGAGCCGCACAGUAAGCGCGUCAAGCUGCGCCUCACUGUGCAGAAAGAGGUCUUCAACAACAUUGUUAUUCAGCAAGCCUGCGUCGUCGAGUACGUUGUGACAUGGCAACAGUGCACCAUGUGCCAGAGGGUUGCCACCGGCCAGCCGCAGUGGGACGCGUGCGUGCAGCUCCGUCAGAAGGUGAACCACAAGAAGACCUUUCUCUACCUGGAGCAGCUCAUCUUGAAGAAGCGGCUGCACGAGAACUUCAUCCGUAUUGAGGGGCAGCCGGACGGCCUCGACUUCUUCUUUGCCCACAAGAGUCACGCCAUGAACUUCCUGGAAUUCUUGAACAAGACGGCGCCCGUGACGCGCCGCGAUGCCGUGCAGCUUGUCUCCCACGACUCGAAGAAUAACACGGCCGUGCAGCACUUCACCUUCGCGCUCGAUAUUGCACCGCUCUGCCGCGAGGACCUUAUUCUUAUUCCGUACAAGGAUUACUAUCUCAAGUCUCUGGGUGGGAUGGGGCCGCUGGUUCUGGUCCACAAGGUGUUCAGCUCCAUCGUCUUCAUGGAUCCGCGAACACUCCGUGCUGGCGAAAUCACCGGCUCCCUGUACUGGAAGAAGCCCUUCGCAUCACUGCAGACGUCGCGCGAGCUGGUGGACUUCUACGUGCUCGAGUGCCAGCUGAUGCCCGUCACCAACGGCACCUACCAGCUUGGUCUAGUCACCGUAUGCCUGUCGGACGAGGUCGGCGAGGGCCGUGAGUGGAUCGUGCAGUCCCACCUUGGUGGCGUGCUCCACCCGGGCGACCUCGUGAAAGGGUACCUGCUGGAAGGGCGCAUCCUCAACAACGAGGACCUGGACGAGAAUCGCUACAAGCCAGAGCAGCUGCAGGAUGUCAUCCUCGUGCGCAAAUUCUUCCCGUCGCAGAAAGCGCGCCGCAACCGUCGCCUAUGGAAGCUGAAGAAACUCGACAUUGUGACUUCGCAGGGCGAGGCGACGUCCAUCAGCGGACCCGCCCGCCGCGGUGGUGCCAACGCGAGCAGUGGCGUGAACGAAGACGAGUACGAGUUCGAGGACGAAAUCGAGCGUGACGCGGAACUGCGCAAGGAAAUUUCGAUCUACCGUAUGAUGGACGAGGAGAUCGCCGCGCGGCGUGGCACAGCAGCGACAGCUGCGGAUGCGGCAGAGAACGAGUACGAGGAUGACGACGAGAUUCCUGAGAUCGCACUGGAGGAGAUGCUGGACGAGCUGCAGAUUCAAGAUGGCGCUGGGCCUGCAGAUGCCGAGGAAACCCUAAUGGCUAACGAGGACAGCGACAACGAGGAGGUGGCGGACAUCCGCAAGAAGGUGCGCAUUGAAUGA